Messenger RNA from Alosa sapidissima (American shad), 4501 nucleotides. RefSeq names its product leucine rich repeat and Ig domain containing 2b (gene lingo2b). The transcript has 3 exons. The record is from RefSeq and is a predicted model, not a curated record. Bases 375 to 2336 code for a protein of 653 amino acids. Gene Ontology annotation, molecular function: protein binding. NCBI's taxonomy places the organism in Eukaryota, Metazoa, Chordata, Actinopteri, Clupeiformes, Clupeidae. Gene Ontology annotation, cellular component: extracellular region.
GUGCACAAGAAGAGCGCUGAGAGGAUGAGACAGAGGAUAGAAGAUAAAAGCUCAUUGUUCUCUAGCUGGGCUUGAGAGGAGGAGGUGUGGCAUCAUCUCCAAGGCGUUGUCGUGGAGACGGUUGUCUAGCUGGGCGCUGCUCUCCCUCUCCCUCUCUCUCUCCUGCUUUCUCUCGGGUGCCUUCCCUCGCUCUCACUCUCUCUUUUUCUCACUCACACACACACACAAGUCCAGCUGAUCAGGUACGGACUGAGCCUAUGGCAUCUGGAGCUGCAGCCACAGCUCAGAGAGACUCUAUGGUAAUGAGCUACGACCUUUAAAAAGAGGGUGCAGCUCUGUGCGCAAGAAGAUCAAAGCCAAAAGUCUAUCUGGUCAUGGUGCUCUCUCUGGCCUCAUGUGUUCCGGCUCGCUUCUCCUCCUCCUCCUCCUUCAUCCUCCUCCUCUCCCGCCUCCUGCCGGCUCUCCUUCUCCUGGUCGCACUCGUGUGCCCGGGCCCGGUGGGCGGCUGCCCCGCCCGUUGUGAGUGCUCGGUGCCCACGCGCUCGGUCUCGUGCCACCGGCGGAAGCUGGCCACCGUUCCCGAGGGCAUCCCCAUCGAGACGCGCCUGCUGGACCUGAGCAAGAACCGCCUGCGUAGCCUGGCGCCGCAAAACUUCUCCCAGCUGCAGCAGCUGGAGGACCUGGACCUGAGCGCCAACCUGCUCGCCUCGGUGGAGCCCGGAAGCUUCCGCGCUCAGCCGCGCAUGCGGGCGCUGCGCCUCCGCGGCAACCAACUGACCCUGCUCCCGCGCGGCGCGCUGGCUGGCCUUGGCGAGCUGCGGCUGCUGGACCUGAGCCAGAACAAGCUGGUCAUCCUGCUGGACGGCGCCUUCGAGGAGCAGCAGCGCCUGGAGACGCUGGAGCUGAGUGACAACGAGCUGGUGUUCGUGGCGCCGCGGGCCUUCAGCGGUCUGCUCUCGCUGCGGCAGCUGACGCUGGAGCGCUGCAACCUGUCGGCCAUCCCCGGUCAGGCGUUGGCGCAGCUGCGCGCCCUGGAGACGCUGCGGCUGAGCCAGCUGGCCAACGUGGCCGAGGUGCCGCCGCACGCCUUCCGGAACAUGCCGCGACUCCGCCACCUGACGCUGGAGCGCCUGCCGCUGCUGGAGGCGUUGCCCAGCCCGGCGUUCCUCGGACUCAACCUCACCACGCUGGCCAUCACGCAGACCAACCUGUCGACCGUGCCCACGCUGGGUCACCUGCGGCACCUCACGUUCCUGAACCUGUCCCACAGCCGGGUGCGUGUGCUGCGGGCGGGGGGGCUCCGAGGGCUGGCCAGGCUGGAGGAGCUUCACCUGCGCUCGGCCGCACUGGAGCGAAUCGAGCCCGACGCCUUCCUGGGCGCGCCGUCGCUCCGGAUGCUGGACGUCUCGUCCAACCGGCUGGCCACACUGGAGCGUGCGGCCUUCCCUGAGGGCCACGACCUGAGCCUGCAGACGCUGAGGAUCGGCCGCAACCCGCUGGUGUGCGACUGCCGCCUACGCUGGCUCCUGCAGAGGUCGCCGCCGCUCCUCCACACGUCGGUCGACAAGCGGAGCCCAACGCCGGACGACAUGCCGCCCGAGUGCAGCGCCCCCGCGUCGCUGGCAUCCAAGAGCCUGCGCGAGGUUUGGUCCAGCGCGCAGCUGGUGCGGCUGGUGGUCUGCACCAAGCCGCGCGUCAUCGCCGUGGCCACGCAGCCGGUCCAGGUGGAGGAGGGUCAGCGCGCGUGGCUCAACUGCAGUGCAGACGGCGCGCCGCCGCCCACCGUCUCCUGGGUGACGCCCAGCCGCCGCCACCUGACCACCAAGAGCACAGGCCGCGUGGUCGUCCACGCCGACGGCUCCCUGGAGGUGCGCGUGGCCGAACGGCAGGACAGCGGCAUCUAUGUGUGCGUGGCAUCCAACCCAGCGGGUAACGCCAGCCUGUCUGCCUCGCUGGCUGUCAAGAGCCUGCCAGCCCGAGACCGCGCCCUACUCGCCAACCGCAGCCUGCACUACGACUACCAGGACGCAGACUACCAUGGCAACGGUGACGGCGCUGCCCACAACGCCUCACUGCACGGCAACAGCACGGACCGCUACGCCCGCGUGCGCGUGGCCCUGGACUUCACCACCAUCCUGGUCUCCACGGCGAUGGGCUGCCUCAGCUUCCUGGGAGUGGUCCUCUUCUGCUUCCUGCUGCUGUUCGCCUGGAGCCGCGGCAAAGGCAAACACCGGGGAAGUGUGGACAUCCAGUAUGUGCCGCGCAAGCGCAAGGCCGGCGGCAACGAGCUGCCCGAGACCAGCGGGCCACGACGGGUCAACAUGAAAAUGAUCUGAGCAGCUCCACGCCCCCCCCCCCCCCCCACCCCCCCUUUAGGAAGGCCGCAGGGGGCCCUGGCCUGGGCGUGUUCGAUGAGUACAUAUUUGGCAGUGAAUUGUGAAAGAGGAGCAUGCGUGCCUGAGUCUUGCCAUGGAGUCAGGGCAGACGAGUGUGGAGUGUGUGUGAGGGUGGUGGUGGCCUCAGUGUGUCGGCUGAUUAAAGGUUCAGUGCGGAAGACGAGGUCCAAAGGGUUUCUGAUAGCCGGGGUGUUGGGACCAGGGAAGAGGGUUGGACAGGGAAAUGAGUCACUCCAAGUUUACCAUGACUGGGAACAGGGCGAGGAGACAGCUGUUUACCAUUUUAAGGUUAUUAUGAGGGACCACUAGGGAUUGAGCUAGAGGAGAAACAUACUCUCACUGAUGCAUAGACUCUCUCACACACACACACACACACUCACACACACACACACACACACACACACACAUUCCAAAACACACACACACACAUAGAUGAGUAAUGUUAGGACACUGAAAUGUGAGGAUAUAAGAGAAUGUGUGAACAUGUAUGCGUGUGUAUGUACGUUUGUGUUUGUUGGAUUGUUUGUGUGCUUGUGUGUGUGUGUGUGUGUAUGGGAAUACAACUUUACAUGUAUAUGUAUGAAUGUGAGUGUGUCUGCUUGUGCAUGUGCUUAUGUAUGUGAGUGUAUGGGCGUGUAUGUGUGUGUGUGUGUGCAUCUUUAAUGGAUAUGCAUCUCUGUGUAUGCAAUGUUUGUGAGAUACAAUGCUUGAGGGAAUCAGAUAGGUUUCCCAAAGCGAGGGACAAAUCUUGUUGUAUGUCUUAAACUCAAACAUGCCCAAGAAGCUGCCGCUACGAUGCCAUCGCUCCAGUGGUCAUUUGUUAAACACCAGGUAUUUUUGGGAGGUAACCUCCUGCUGGUUUGGGGACUUUGACAGUGAUUGUAAUUGUUGCCCGAAGCUGUUUUUUGUUUUUCUGUUUUUCUGUGUGUGAUACUACAAGGGGUUAGAUGCGAUGUGCUCAGCGCAAAAAAAAACGAACCAAUCAAUCUCUCUCUCACGACCACAGGAGAAGAAAACGCGCCUGAGGACACCACUUUGUUGGAGGUGCACAAGUAAUUCAUUUUAAAAAUGACUAAUUUGUAAAGACAUCUAUCCUGCCAUAUGCAGGUGUUUACAGCAUUAACACACUGAAAGAAUUUGAAUAAAUAUGAUGCUAUUUAUGAUUCAUGAUAAUGGAAGCCCAAAAUGUAAGUAAUUUUUCGAAAGCAAACGAGGGUGACAUCUUUUCGGUGAAUAAAAAUAUUCUCAUAGAAAUAAAUUAAAAAUUAAAUGCUUAUUAAAAAUAGCAUUGUGAAUUAAUCAACCGAAUGACCUUUUCUGAGAACCCCCGUGGUUUGAUCAUGUCCUGCAAUCACCCCCUGCGCCCUUCUCUGUGUGCUUGGAUUGUACGUGUGUACUUUGUGGUGUCUAUUACCCAGACGAAUACACUUAAUCCAAAAACAAAGUGUUUUGCGCGUCUUCUGCGAUGCCACAACGAUCAGCUCUUAAUGUGGAUGGUCUCACGGAUUAUGGACUCGUAUGGUUCUACUUUGGGUGUGCUGGAGUGCUUUAACUGAAGUGUUGUAGACUUUUUACUUCUUUGUAAGACUGUGAGAAAAUGUUCUAUUUAUAUACAACACAUAUAUCUCUAUAUAUCUAUAUCAGUAUAAUAUAUAUAAAUAUACUAUCAAAGUCCUAGAAAUGGCAACUUUUUUCGCUGCAAAAACUCAGCCGUCUUCCCUGAACAAAGUAAGCAUUGAGUUGGAUCCAGUGUCAGCAGUGGUGUGUAUUUGUAAAGUGUUUGGUUCCGCUCUCUGAGUUUGCUCCCCUCUGUUUGAGCAGAUUGGGUCUGUAAGCUGAUUAAACAUGGAAGUUGUUUCUCAUUUUGUUGUAAAAAAAGACGAUGUUUUGACAAAAAAAAAAGAUGUGAAGACCUUGUUUGCCUUGGUGGGAAAAAAAGGACUUUGUAUUUGUGACCUCAGUGGAAGUCUUCUUAAGUGUGUGAACUCUGGUUUUUUGAUGUUCUGUCAAAUGCUGCUCUCGAAAAGUUUUUACAUGAAAAUGAAUAUCUGCGUAUAUUUUCCAAAGAAAAUAAAACUCAAGCAUACAGCUUUACUACCGUGCAA